UUCAACGUGAUAUGUAACAAUUUCAACGCUUGUGCAUUCGCGCAGCAAAAAACCAUUGUUUUUAUUACAUUUAAUACAAAUAAACGAAAAUAAAUACAGCAAACUCGCAUUUCGAGAUUCAAUCGAAUUUACUCAAUUUUUGUUCGCUUCAUCUGUAAAGCAUUGCAUUGAAAUAUAUAGUGCAAAAAAAACUUGGUGAAAGAAGUGAAAACAGAACAAAAGAGAGAAUUACGAAAAAAAAUUGUCUGGAAUCGUGUGCUGCAAAAGUUCACUGCCUUCCAACGAAAAAAAUCUCUCAUCACACAUAGAUCGAUUGCAAUGGCAACGAAUCGAUGGCCCAACGGUAGAUCCACAAACACAUAUCACAACUUCAUCAUGCGGUUAUACGUAUUACUAAUUUGUCGGCUUUCGUUUGAUUUAUAUCAUGUUGCUGCUCAAGACAGUGCAUCGAAUGAGUUUUCGCCACAAGUAUCAGCUACUUGCAGAACCGGCAUAAUGAAUAUCAAGGUUGCAUUUAACAAUUCGUAUUCGGGUGCGAUUCAUACGCGAGAUCAUCGGACAUCAUCGUGCAUGCAAUUCGGCGAUGGUUCGAAUACAGUCAGCCUAAGUUUGAAUUUACUGGCCCGCGAAAAAGAUCCCGACUAUUGUGGCAUCUUGGUACACAACGUGAGUGGUGAUCGAUCGGAAGAGCGAUCCGUUCAAUUGGCGGUGCGAGUACAUCGAACACUCGAAUUAGCUGAUGAUAAAUUUUAUGUGAUUACUUGCGGUAAAGCAGGAUUCAAUCGCGAUGAAAAUUCCGUUGUUGUUCUUAAAUUCUUGGAAAAUCAACGUCGGGUUCGCGAAACCGUGUACGGUCGAGAGUACGCCGUUAAAGUUGAAUUAACUCAACCAAAUGGAACACAUGGCAUUAAAGUUAAAAAUUGCUUUGCAUUCAAUAAAAAGAACACAAGCAUUCCGCUGAUCGAUAACCGAGGAUGCCCAGUCGAUCCACUCAUCAUUUCCAGAUUCGAAACAAACGCCGAUCGUACACAAGCAACAGCACACUUACACAGUAUGUUCAAAUUUCCCGAAGGUUCUGAAGUUCAUAUUCAAUGUGAUGUUGCACAGUGUGUAGGCGGAUGCGCUGAAGAAGUAUGCCCGGGCGAUGUGUAUACAGCUUCAUCAAUAAAAGGCGGAAGACCCGGCAACAAAGUUGAAGACGGUUCAUCAUUGGCGGCGACAACAGUAUUUGUAUUAGACCCAGAUAAGGCACCACAAGUACUUUCACCAGCAUGCGAGGAAGGAAGCAUUCGACCAUCAUGGUUACUCUGGCUAUGCAUAACAUUAGGUAUUUUGUUCCUCAUUAUGCUGCUCAUGAAUAUUUUCCUGUGCACAGCGAUGAGCUGUAGUUGUGCACGAACAGAAAUAAUCGAGAAGGAACCUUCAAUAAUUGAAGAAUACGAUCCGUAUCGCAGUUGGCACGGCAGCCAAUAUGGUUCAAGAUAUUCGCUGCACGGACGUGAUGGACACAAAGGUUACACAAGCGGUGGAUCGACGAUACAUUCGAAUAGGUCGUUGCCAAAUGACACCGAUCACUAUGCCAUUGUGCAUUCAAGGCCUGGUUCAAGACAUUCGGGGAUCGUAAACGGUGGUCAUCGAAGCUUACGUGGAAACCAUUGAUAGUCUGCGCGCACACACAAACCCAAACACACAACGAACCCUUCACACAUGCACAACCAAACCACCCGCACCACAAACUCUGUAUACAAUCUCCAACUGAAAACCGAAUCGCACACGAAAUUCCUGCAAAAAUUCUCGAUUUUUUUUUUCGUUGUCAUUCAACACCUGGGGAAACGGCACAUCCAUUGGAAUUAUCUAGACUAAAUUUUAUGUGCUUUUUUACGCAUUGCACACAUACACACACAAAAAAUUGUAUAUAAAAUGGAUUUUCCUUUAAUAAUUUAAGCAUUUUCGGCUUAAUAUUUGUAUUUGUUUUUAAUUUUUGUGGCAUUCAUCAUUUCUAUCUAUUUUACUUACUGGCUAUGUGUUUAAUGUCCUUACAUCACACCUACUGUCACAUUUAGAUUUUAAACAAAAAACAACAACCAAAACUCACAUAACCACUUCUAUAAUCAUACUGAAUCUGAACUAACCAUAUCUCUGUUGAUUGCACCAAUGAUGCCGAUCUUUCCAAUAUUUAUAUGUGCAAUUGUAAAUAUUCUUUCUCUUUAUAGUCUAUUUUCUUUACUCUUUAUGAUUUCACAAAUUUUUCUUUUUCAUUUUUUUUUUAAUCGUUGGAAAAUGUAAAUUCUUUUUAAUUUGAAUAGUUUUUCGAUCAUCUUGACUCCAAAAUUGUAAAAAUCCAAAUCGAAAUCAGUGUUUUGAAUGAGAAAUAAAAAAAACUGUCCCAACUGCUUUCGUGUCGUAGAUUCUAAGUCAUUGUUAUGUAUGAAGUUAGGCUAAGUACUAGAAUUUUAAUGCAACUAAACUAAUUGGAUUCGAUGCUAAAAACAACAUAUUGUCAAUUACAAUUAAAACAAUUUUAUUUAAUAAAAAAAUACAAAUCGAAAUCUUCA
Molecule: messenger RNA, 2555 nt
Organism: Contarinia nasturtii (swede midge)
Lineage: Eukaryota; Metazoa; Arthropoda; Insecta; Diptera; Cecidomyiidae
Exons: 11
Coding region: 319-1659 (446 amino acids)
Source: RefSeq, a predicted model, not a curated record